Molecule: messenger RNA, 2868 nt
Organism: Puntigrus tetrazona (Sumatra barb)
Lineage: Eukaryota; Metazoa; Chordata; Actinopteri; Cypriniformes; Cyprinidae
Gene: wipf2a
Product: WAS/WASL interacting protein family, member 2a
Exons: 8
Coding region: 461-1780 (439 amino acids)
Molecular function (GO): actin binding
Source: RefSeq, a predicted model, not a curated record
UUUUCGGCCUCGCGCCUCCAUUUUGUACCGACUCGGUGAUUUCCGGGAUUUCGCAGAACUGGGUUCGCUAAAGCCCAGAGGUCCACCGCUGGAAGAGUAUCGCCCUCAAACACUGGGCAGCGAUGUUAACAGCAACAGGACAUCCGGUUUUGUGAAUCUUUGCCUUUCGUGCUGUCGUUUUACGCUGUGAACUGCUGGGAAUAAGUUUACAGAGUUGCAAUAACCAGCUGUCAGUAUGACAGCGGACCAGUGUAAGCUUUCUUACUGACUAGUUACUUAGUUACCGGUUUUUUCGGUGGUUAGUCAGACUGCGGAUCAUCGGCGAAAGAGCAGCAGGUUACUGUCUAACAUUAAUGUUGUUUGGGACAGGAUCUCACAUCGACCGACAGAGUUUUUGUGAGAACCUCAGACCGAGCGCUGAAGAUUGAGGUGACUGUCGACGUCUUCAGUAUUUUCCAAGAUGCCUAUUCCUCCACCUCCCCCUCCGCCUGGACCUCCACCACCCCCCACCUUUAGCCAGGCAAACACCACACCUCCAAAAUUAAAUCGAGAUGAAGCUAAAGGAAGAGGAGCUCUGCUGUCAGACAUCUGCAAAGGCACCAAGCUGAAGAAGACCACUGGGGUCAGUGACAGAAGUGCACCUGUCCUUGAAAAGGCUGGAGGUCGAGGUGGCAGUGGAGGAGGUGGAGGUGGAGGUGGAGGUGGAGGUGGAGGUGGAGGUGGAGGUGGAUUUGGAGGUGGUUCUGGGCCAAAGGCCAUGGGAGGACUGUUCAGUGGAGGAGUGCCUAAACUACGACCAGUCGGAGACAGCUCUGUAGGACGGUCAGCGCUGAGGCCGCCCGGCUCUCGCCCGGCAGUCCCUCGUGCCUCGAGUCAUUCUGAACCGGACAGCUCCGGUCGUGGUGAUGGAGGCCGCUCCUCUCCUCCAGAACAGCCACGAAAUCAUCGUCCCUCCGUGCCGGACAUCUCCAAAUCCUCAAAACCCACCAGCUCCGCUCCUCCUCCGCCUCCUCCGUUCAAUCGCGGUGGCAACCGCGGGCCUUCCUCCGCCCAACAGGGUUCUGGGGCACACAGUCGUGAGAAACCCCUUCCACCACCGCCUGCAAGCAAGGGUCCUCCACCGCCGCCAUCUUCAGCUCGGGAUGGGCAUCCUAGACACCCUCCUCUUUCAUCUCGCUCCUCUUCAUCCUCCUCCACUUCCUCAAACGCUCCUCCACCUCCUCCUCCUUAUCGCCAGCCGACCACUGCUGCAAACGGUGACCCGGCCCCCGAGUUGCCACAGAGACGAAACUCGUUGAACAAGAGAAGCCAUGGCAAUGCCAACGUCCGUAGCCAAGCUCCUCCUCCACCAUCUGCCCAGCUAAACAGACGACCCCCGCCACCAUCACGAGAUCCAGUGGUGCGAAGCUCAGCUCCUCAGGUUCCUCCUCCUACGAAUCGUAACGGGGUUCGGGAAACACCACCCCCUCCACCUCCUUAUCGUGGCGGGCCACAGACGUCUUCUGAACCCCACAGUCGAGGGAAGCCUCCUCCUCUGUCCUCUGCUGGACGUCAGCAUUCAGGACAUGCACCUCCUCCUCCUCCACCUCUCCGCAAUGGACAUACGUCAUCUGCCUCCAGGUCUUUUGUUGAUGAUUUUGAGUCCAAGUACGACUUCCACCCUAUAGAGGACCUUCCUCCGCCUGAAGAAUACAGACCCUUCCCGAAGAUCUACCCCAGCCAAAGCAACAAGGGUUUAGUGAGAGGUGCUCCUCCACUGCCUCCUGUUGGAGGGAAGUGAACACUGUUCAGCGAAGAGAAGGACCAAGAAGAAAUGACACAAACGCAUAAAUAUGUAGUAUACAUUAAUUGUACCUACAAAUACAUUGAAUAACGUGACAUCUUUCAUAGGACAACACUAUAAACACCUACAUGAUCUCUGAUCCAAACCACUCCAGAAUGCUGUACCUCUAGACCCGAAAACACUGUGCAAUAUUCCCGCGCUGCCUAGAAAUGCACCUUUUAAUAUCGUGUCAGAUGACAGCGGCACAGCGGACAACUCCAGGUCACACGAAGCUAGAUGUGUACAUUCCACCCGUUUUUCACAAAAACCAAAGUUUUUUUAUUCAUUGCGAAAAUGUGUAGCACUUGUGUCAAUGACUAUGCAUAUCAGACACGAAGUCUGUAUUUCUCUGGACAAUCAUGCAAUUGUAUGUAUUUUUACUCUUAAUUCUUUCCAAAUCGGUCAGGAAUGAGUUAAAAAGUGUUCGCUUACACUACAAAGGCCGCGAAACGGCCUCGUUUCUUGUUCAUUCCACAGUUUUGUUUUCCUCGACACACUACAGAGUCAAAAACUACAAUAGCCCAUACGGUCACGUGGAGCUGAUUUGAAAAAUAAAUUAAAUAAAUCAGUUCUGUGUUGAAUUGAAACUAUGUUUUUACUGACCAAAUAUACACUAAGUGCCAUCGAAGACUUGGUCUUGUUGGAGAUUUUUUUUUUUGUUAGUUUUUUUUGAAACAGUAUACGGAUGGUGCCAUCUUCUGGCUCAUCUGCACCCUUUCUCCUGCAGGGUACCAAUGUUUCUGGGUCAUUUACGCAUUGCUUUUCAUCAUUAGUGUUUUAAACCUAAACUGAAUUUCAGGAAAUACAAUUUUAGUCGAUUUUGUACAAAACACUAAUGGGCAUAUUUUAAUUCUGUGACAUUGUGUUAUAUGUUAUAAAGUGACCAAGUAUGUUAAGAAUGUUCAGGCACUUCUGGCCAUUAAUAUAGAAGCUAUUAAUUGGGAUUUGGUGACCAAUCAGUCUGACUUGUAAAUGUCAAUUUAUCCGUUUCUGAAUGUGUUAAAAUAUGUGUCGGUAUAACUCCAAUAAAAAAGAUGGGAAUGGGA